This is a messenger RNA of Amblyraja radiata (thorny skate), 825 nucleotides long. Its product is annotated as cilia- and flagella-associated protein 45-like. The coding region runs from base 24 to 743 and encodes 239 amino acids. The record is from RefSeq and is a predicted model, not a curated record. NCBI's taxonomy places the organism in Eukaryota, Metazoa, Chordata, Chondrichthyes, Rajiformes, Rajidae. The transcript is spliced from 5 exons.
UGCAGGCAAAACACCGGAAGCAGAUGCAGACUCACCACGAGAUCAAGGAGGCGAAUGAUGCCGUGCAGCGCAGGAAGGAAGAGCUGCACGAACAGGACCGCAUGGCCGACCAGAAGGUCCGUGAAUUCCAGGACCUCAAGCUGAAACGAGAGACUGAAUUUGAGGAGUUGCAGAAGCGUUUGAGACGAGAGAAGGCGGUAGAGGUUGCUCGCCUGCAGGCCCUACAGGAACGUGCACAAGACAUCAAGGCCGAGCAGGAUGAAUUACGGGCCAAGCGGAGCCAGGAGGCUGCUGAGCGGGAUUGGCGGCGGAAGGAGCUGGACGACGAGAAGAAGAAGGCCAAGUUGAACGCGGUGCUGAAGGAAUCCCGGUCGACCCAAAUCCAGCAGAAACAACAUUUCCUAGCCGUGCAGGCCAACAAGGAGCGGCAGGAGUUUGAGAGAGUGCUCAAGGUUCAGAAGGAGCAGAUGGAAAAGGAGCAGAUGGAGGAAGACGACAAGAGGCAUGGCAGGACCAGGUUUGCCACAGAUCUAAGGGAGCAGAUCCGGGAAAAGGAGCAGAAACAUAUUGCGGAGAGAGCUGCCUUCUUUGAGGAAGGCAAACGGCUGAAGGAGGAAGCUCACCAGCGCCGGGUCCGCCUUGAUCAGGUCAAGCAGAAGAAGCUGGAUGAGCUAAGAUCCGUUGGACUUCCAGAGAAAUACUGUCAUCAAAUUGAGCGCCGUUUGAAGUCUAUCUCAACCUAGUGACUCGUCAAUUUGGGCCGAAAUUUUUUAUUAUAGACCUUGUCCGACAUUGUGUCAAAUAUAUUAAAAUUAAAUGAAUCAU